AUGUGCCAGAUGACAGAGCAUAACAUCUACGAAGGCGGAGAGGUGACUUUCCUCCUCCAAGAGGAGCCCACCGCCGCGUCAACCACCACAUCGACCUCAACCCCAGCCAUCAAACUUGAGCCUAACAACUCCGACGCCCUCGCCAUGCAACUCUACAACGUCGCCAUCUCCGAGUGCCCUCCUUGGAAGAGAACCAAGCACUCGCAUGCUACCCAGGAGCAGGCCACGCUCAGCACGCAGCCCAAACCCAAACUCAACUCCCAUCGCCACCCCCAUCCCCAGACCAGAGCCAACCACCACCACCACCACAAACACAAACACCUCACGCCGCUUCCCACAAUCCACAAAAUCCACACCUCUAAAACCCACCUAGCAAGCGCAUCCCCCUUCUUCUCGCGCAUGCUCAGCUGCCCGCACUGGACUGAAGGCCAAACCCUGACCCAAACAGGUCACCUCACCCUGACAGUCGACUGGCCACUGCCCCCCUUCCUCCUCCUCAUGCGGAUCAUCCACCACCAAACAUACCCAUGGCCCGACAAAAUCGACUUCGCCACGCUAGUUGACCUAACCAUCAUGGCCGAUUACUACGGCUGCGUGCCCGUCGUCAAGUUCUACGUGAAUUCGUGGUUAGACAGGCUCGAGCGCCGUCUGCCCCGCCGGUACACCGAGGAGACCGUGAUGCAGUGGAUCUUCGUGGCGUGGGCGUACGGCCGCGAGGACGUGCUGCGGUGCUGCACGCGGAUGGCAAUCGAGAAUGCCACGGAUAAGGUGCGGGCGGACGUGUAUGGGUUGCCUGUCAGUUGUAAGAUUAUUGAGAGCAUCAACCACUGGCGCUGCAGGGCGAUCUUGCGCGUGCGGAGGGCGCUGAAGCAUAUGAGGAGAGAGUUUCUUGAGGAUUUUCGCGACGAGGGCUUUGAUACGAAUGCUACGCGGCUGGGGGCGUUGGAUAUCAACUGCCACAGGGGCCGAAUCCGGUUGCGGGAGGAGUUUGAGGAAGAUCACGAGGACGAGGAGGAUGAACCGUACAUCGGGGAGAGCUAUCGCGGGCUGAUUAAGAAGAUCGAGGGGUGGCAGAAUCCGACUGGUUUUGAUCUCAAGGCCGCGUUGGAUUUGCCGAUUGUCAUUCAGGGGGUGACUUGGAGGGUGAUUAGGGAGUAUCCUUAUGCUAGUAGGACUGUAUGA
Molecule: messenger RNA, 1182 nt
Organism: Aspergillus uvarum CBS 121591
Lineage: Eukaryota; Fungi; Ascomycota; Eurotiomycetes; Eurotiales; Aspergillaceae
Exons: 2
Coding region: 1-1182 (393 amino acids)
Source: RefSeq, a predicted model, not a curated record